This is a messenger RNA of Ixodes scapularis (black-legged tick), 3801 nucleotides long. RefSeq names its product beta-1,4-mannosyl-glycoprotein 4-beta-N-acetylglucosaminyltransferase. Bases 395 to 1735 code for a protein of 446 amino acids. The transcript is spliced from 2 exons. Gene Ontology annotation, cellular component: membrane. Gene Ontology annotation, biological process: N-acetylglucosamine metabolic process; protein N-linked glycosylation. Gene Ontology annotation, molecular function: beta-1,4-mannosylglycoprotein 4-beta-N-acetylglucosaminyltransferase activity. The record is from RefSeq and is a predicted model, not a curated record. NCBI's taxonomy places the organism in Eukaryota, Metazoa, Arthropoda, Arachnida, Ixodida, Ixodidae.
AAGUACGGCGCGUGUGAGUGUUGCCUAUGGUGUUGCCCUUCCUCCUACGUUCGGCGGGCAGAAAACGACGGAGAAGACGUAGAACGUCUCAGAAUGUGGGGGGUAGGUGCCGUUUGUUUCAUUGAAUCUAGCAGCAUGUUACACCUAGUCUAAUGCAAGAAAUAGUUUUUGUUUUUGUUUUUGUACCGAGACCCUAGCAAAAAACUACACUGCUCAACCGCUGCUCGGAACGGUGGAGAUGAAGCGAGCGAAGACGCCGAUAUGAAAUCGGGUCAGAUCUUUCGAAGUUCGGGAACCAAGAUUCAUCUUCGCCGGGGAGGGAACCGAUGAAGCAUGCUGCACCGGUGAAGAUACCCCGCUGCCUUCAUGAUACCUGCCUCGAGAAUCUCCAAGCAUGAUUGUCAUAGGGCCUGAAAGGAAGCAAGACAGCUUGUUCCAGUGCUGGGGCGUAAAACGGAUCCGUGUGGCUGUGACCGUCUUCAUCAUCUUCAAUGUCCUUGUGCUGUUGCUCAUUAACUCUGGCGGCCGCAAUGGCUCAUUGUCCUCCAGCUUCAAGUCAGAGCCUUGCGACAACUGCCACAUUGGCAGCCCAACAUAUCGGGACAUCAAAAAGGACAUCUUCCACCUUCCUCUACUCCAAGAUGUGGACAUGAGCCGUUACUAUUUUCCUCUCAAGACUGCUUGGUGCUAUACGAACGGCUCUUCUGUUAAGCAGUCUCAAGACGCUGAACACUGCGUCUGCAAACCAGAUUUCUUUGGUAAGGAUUGUGGCAUUCCACAAAUCAUCUGGAGCUCAAACUUCCUAGAAGAAGGCAAAAAGUUGGGCGUUUGGGUGAAACGGCGCAAGAGACCACGACGACUCAUCAACGUGAUCACCGUUACCAAUGCAUCACAGUUUGACUUCCUCAGGCUUCAGCUCGACUACCUGGGUGCUAUUGUGGAGUGUUUUGUCAUUGGCUAUGAGGGAAGUUCGGACCUGUUCAGCAGAAUCAAAGAGGAGUUUGGUAAGAGGCCCAUCUACUUCAGAAUCGUGUAUGUUGACCUAAAUGAUGCAAAGCCUGGUACAGCUAACGAAGUGCUCGCAGACAGUGUUUGGAAGAGGCUAUCAGACUUCCGCAUAGACGACCUCUUCAUUUGGAGCAACUUGACUGCGAUUCCCAUGCUAGAUGUGCUCAACUUUAUGAAGCUGUACGAUGGCUUUUCGGAACCAGUGAAGUUUUAUCUGCGACAGCUGGCUUACAGCUUCCUUUGGGAGCCCAAAUCUAGUGAUGCACCGAGCAACCUGACUCGUUCCUCAUUAUUUGUAUCAAGUUUUUCCAUGAAUAGCAUCCUGUGCCUCUACAACUGGAAGUGUGUCGCGUCUGCUGAGACUUCGCAAUUCCCAGCAUCUCUGCUUGAGAAGUUUAAAAAAAACAAUGGAUGGGCCAUCGAGCCCUGGACCCUUGGUAGCCGGGAGCUGCCCUCUGGUUGGGACUGUCAAGACUGCCUCGCGAUUGCUGACUCCUCAGCUCUGUUCUCAGAAAAGUUCAACAAUUACAGCAGCAACAGCUCUCUCAGUACUGAGCGACAGGCGGUUUUAAAAACGCUGCUAAAAGAACGCGGCUUUAAUCAUUCUAAUGUGCAGCUGAUAAAGCGCCAUCAGCCUGCAGAGAUUGCUCCAAAGUUGCUUCUGGACAAGCCUGGAUCUCUCUGGUACUUUGUUCCUUUUGCACUGGCUGAUGCUCAUAACUGGUGAGAGAGCAGUUGCUGAACAGCAGUGGUACUCUCCCCCUAUGUCUCUGUGCAGACAUAAGAAGGUGUCUGUCUCAGUCGCAUUAAAAAAAGAAAAAAAAAAACAACAAGGGACUCAAAAGUUUAGCUUUGGCAAGUAGCAAUAUUUGAAGGCACUAUCUGAUUGUGUCUCAAAGACAAGUGUGUGACAGGCACCGUUGUGUGCUCUUUUUUGUUGCGUUAAAGCCAGUUGUGAUAAUGCCUACUUUUUCUCCUGCAUCACUUUUCCAGAUGCUCAUGAGAAUGAUAAGAGGCAUCUAUGUGCUGUACCUGUGGGUGCCUUUUGACACAGUUUGACUUUGCAGCUUGUGUGGCAUUGGUGCCAGGGAUUUUCUUGGCAGACACAAGUGGGAGUUCACAUUUACUUCCCUUGCCUUGCAUUUCUAAGGAUGCAAUAACAUGUCCAUCCUUUCAUUAUGCCAACACCAAAUAUGAAAUAAUUGUUAUGAUGAUGUUUGAACCUUUAUAGAGCUUCUACCCUGCAACACCAAAAUACAGAGCCAUUAGUUAAGAACUAUGUAACGUUCGAGAUUGCUAAGUUUUGAAAAACAUGUGGGUGUUCACCUCUCCUCUUGCCUUGCAUUUCUAAGGAGGCGAUGGCAUGUCCAUCUUUUUUUAUCACUCCAGCACCAAGUAUGAAACAUUUAUUAGGAUGAUGUAUGAUCCUUUAGAGAUCUUCUACUUCGCAACACAAAACUCUUGGUUGAAAAGAAUUAUUUAGAGUUGGACAGCCUUGAACAAACAAUAGUUUCCUGUCCUCUUUACAAAACAGUUGCAUUAGCCUCAUUCACAAAAUGUUGGUCCAGAUUUGUUAGCUGUUAUACUGUGCUUAGCCUUGUUCAAAAUUUCCUGUUAGAUAUAUUUGUCAUUAAUACAGUGCAGUCCACUUAUAACGAUUUUUAUGUGAAACUUGCAAUAUUGAACAGUUAUGCUUGCUUUGUUGACAGUUGUGUUUUCGUAUAUUUCUCCCAUCUGUGAUGGUAAGAGAUGUACUGAGUCCUAGCUUGUAUCAAAGAUAUUUUGCAGCGCUCUUUUGCAAUCCCAGCGAGCAGCUCUAAAUAAUUUUUUUUGAGUUUCGUUGAUUGCUUUUUGCACUAUGUCUACCCAUGUUUUGAUUUUUGCAGUGUGCUUUCCGAUUGUGGUGUUUUGUGACCGAGCCGCGUAUGACAGGGUGUAUUCCUUCUCUAUGCACAUUGCUAAGAGCUCCUGCCACUGUUAUGUUUGGUCAGAGUUUUAUGAAGCCUGUGAUAGCAGUUUAUCUUGUUUCAAGCUCUGUUGGAGGAAUAACUAUUUAUGAUCACCUUCUCCAAGAAUUCUUUUCUUUGAGAUUCGGCUUUUUUUCCCCCCUCUGCCACCUCAUACCUAGCCAAUUUGCCAAUGACGAAUACAAACCAGUUGAACGUUCCCACAGGUGAUAUGAGUGCAGAAUUGAGCAGAUUGUUUGAUAGUGCUUUAGGGUGACACUGAAGAUGCCGGUGUUUGUUAAAACUGAAUGUAUCUGCAUUUCAUACGUCUUCCAUGACCCUGUCUUCCCUUGCCUCCUUCUAAUGGACCAUCUGAUACACAAAUGUGUUCAGCGGGGCAAAGAAUGUCCCAGCCCUGCUUUGUCGAGCCUUCUGUUUGUGAAGCACAUUUCCCGCCAGCUUUGCGCAGAGGUCCAGUCUGGUACAUCCCGGACGUUUCUCAUUUCCACGGUUGCCCGCCCAUUGAUUUUCUUUCAAUAAAAAUGUUUGUUGCUGCCAAAAUAUAAAAUUCAUUAUUAAUCAUUGAUAUUUCACCGUAAUAUCAGCGCUUCUGAAAUGCAAGCAGUGAAAGAUAUGUUUCAUGUUCUGCUUACACGUGUAGCUUAGUUGCUGUUGCUCUUGAUUGUAGCUCGUUCCAUCCAUACAAGGACCAAGUGUCAACAUUGUUCCUACCGUUUCUUUUUUUCUUCUCCCCCUAUUUGCGGUACGGAAAAGCGAAGUGAAAUGUAUAGAUUGAUGUUCAAAAAGCAAAAAGGUUCUCAAAUAUUAGAUAUAUAGAUAUUCUGCA